CGCUGGCUAGCAGUGAAGAAAAGACAAAAUACAACAGCGUUGUAUUAACUGACGCAGACGGGAGACGUACCGAAACCACUCCCGGUAGUUUCGUUUCGGAGCAAUUCGCGAAGAAUGGUUCGCUGUUACUACAUGGACUCGUCAAAUGAAGAUAAACGGUUGCCUCACGAACUGAGCCCGCCACAGAAUGUUGAUCUUGAGACGUUAUACAAAAAGACGGGGGUUUUGUAUUUCAAGAUCGAUGAGUCGGAUUGGUCCGGCCCCGAAGCUAUGGGUAAGUUGAAGGAGAUUCGCGAGAAACGUGGCUAUACCUACCAAGAUGUGUGCGCCAUUUCUAAAGAAUCGCUAGGUGAGGCUUAUGACGACAAGAUUAACAUGUUCUACAAGGAGCAUCUUCACACGGACGAGGAAAUUCGACUCAUUGAAGAAGGAUCUGGAUACUUUGACGUUCGUGAUAGCUCAGACCGGUGGAUUCGUAUUCGAGUCGAGAAAGGAGACAUGUUGAUUGUACCAGCCGGGAUCUACCAUCGUUUCACAGUGGAUACCUCGAAUCAAAUCAGGGCGCGACGUUUUUUCGUUGGAGAGCCGGUGUGGACACCCAUUAACCGCCCAGCUGAUGAACAAGAGGCUAGAAAGACCUACCUCAAUAACCUCGAGGAGAAAUUCAGCGUCGGUAUAGGAUUUGCCUAACACACCUUGCUAAGUAAAAAGGACACUGCGAAAAUUGCAUAACGGCCAAAAUACUCGUGUUUUCACAAUACGCGAAAAGAAGGAUAUGAUAAGUAUAUGAUACGGCUUAUACUAAUUAAAUUUACGUUUAUAAAAUAAAUAUGAUUAGUGAGUUGCACUUUUAAUAAAGUGGCUGCAAUAAAAACA
Molecule: messenger RNA, 876 nt
Organism: Varroa destructor (honeybee mite)
Lineage: Eukaryota; Metazoa; Arthropoda; Arachnida; Mesostigmata; Varroidae
Gene: Adi1
Product: acireductone dioxygenase 1
Molecular function (GO): acireductone dioxygenase [iron(II)-requiring] activity
Source: RefSeq, a predicted model, not a curated record